CUUCUUCCCGAUCCUUCCUCCCGAAAAGCCCCCAAGCCACCGACUUUCUCCCCUUGAAAAACCCGGUGCAGGCCUCUUGAAAUUUCCCUCCUUUCUUGCUCAAGAACCAAGUCUCAAGCCUAGAACUCUCUCCCUCAACCCAGAAAUUCCAGAUCUGCCCUACGUCUUCCUCCCCUGCCGCCGGUUUCAACUGGUGCGGGUGUGAGAUUUCGGUUUUUUUUUGCCAUUCCGUGACUCCCCUGCAAUUUUCCACCGGUUCCUCCCAUAACCGCUGGCUCCACCUUUGCUUGUUGAGGUUUUUGACUGGACCAUGGAAAAUACAUUCAAAUUGUUACCAUCCCCAGGCAGAAGCUGUAAGAUCAUUUACCAGGUUAAAAAGAAAGUAUCUGAUACCCGGCUGGGGCGAUGGCUGCCGGCAAUAUGCGGCGAGAGGUCUUCUUUACGCACUUGGAUACCUUCUUGAACAUGCUCUGCAAGAAUCUGAUCAAUAGAUUGAUGUUGCUCUCCUUUUCAUCCUCGUCCCACUCAUCCACAAUCAUAUUCCAUGACAAAGAAAGGUUUGUCAAUUGCCGUAGAUAUCCUUCGGCAGCUGAACCAUCAAAUUGAGAACACAGAAUUCAAACACGAAGAGUCAAAGCCAGUUUUCUGCUCGAGGAGAUGCGGAGAUUAGAGAAAAACCUGGCUGUGGCAAAAUGUGAAAUCUGCAGUUUUUUGGGGGAGGGCGUUUGGUGAGAGAAGAAAAGAGUUGCAGGUGGUGGGAGUGAAAAGGGCAGUUGGUUCUUCUCAGGCAUAAGAAUAGUGCGCCACGAUGCAGACCAUGGUCAUUGGCAAAGAUACAUAAGAACCAUGGUCAUCAGAAAGCUGAAUGAAGAGAUAAUGUUGUGCAGUCUUGUUUAUUCUUUUGUUUUUGCCCUGAUGUGCAGUUUGGAUUUUAUUUUUUUUCCCGGGAUGUGCAGCCUGGAUUCACUGCAGAUUGUCUUC
Molecule: messenger RNA, 981 nt
Organism: Rubroshorea leprosula
Lineage: Eukaryota; Viridiplantae; Streptophyta; Magnoliopsida; Malvales; Dipterocarpaceae
Source: the annotation of a GenBank genome assembly